This is a messenger RNA of Lentinula edodes (shiitake mushroom), 1280 nucleotides long. RefSeq lists its product as uncharacterized. The record is from RefSeq and is a predicted model, not a curated record. NCBI's taxonomy places the organism in Eukaryota, Fungi, Basidiomycota, Agaricomycetes, Agaricales, Omphalotaceae. Bases 186 to 1205 code for a protein of 339 amino acids. The transcript has 4 exons.
UUCAGGGCGUAAAAAAACAGGCUGGCGCUUCCAGCAGAAAGUAUUCUACCGAACACAUCAAGCCAUGCUCAAAACUGGAAGCAAUGAUCUGGAAUAGAAUACGGAAGCGCCUGGAAGCGCGAUGACCCAGCACUUGCACAUAACAUCAAGGAUCAUGGAAUUCGGCAAUACGGAAUUUGGUUCAAAUGAUCCAAGGUCAGAGCGGGAGUCGCUUCUUUCACUACAAUUUCCACAGCACCACCCACUCUUCACACGUACAGCACCCAUCGUAUAAGUUCUCAGACCUGGGCACCCUUUUCCAUACACAUGCGACCAUGUGGAUGAACGAACGUCGCUACUUACCAGAAUACCCGGUCCAACCACAAGUUGAUAGUAAUAGUCAAAUUCCAACAAGUCGUAUCGGAGGGAAACUGGUUUCUAAAGGAAUACCUUCCGCUUUACCUGAACUGACACAACCUCAUAGAAUGUCAUACACGACUCCAUUUUAUCGACCAGCGCACCCGAACGAACUUGAAGCUCAGGCCUUCCAGCUCCACCGAGCGCCCACUCAUAGACCGUUAGGGUUAUGGGCCUAUGUUGAUCCAACUUGGAACACAACUCAACAUGUUCAAAAUCGUACUAGUGUCGCUAUCCCAUCCCCGGCAACAUACUGUAUACCCAAUCCCUGCAUUCAAACUCCUCCUGUCCCUCAAACGCGCGAUGGACAACAAAACUAUGAUGACGACGAGGCAGCAACGUUCUCUGUUUGCGGGUCAUUCGACGAUCGCCUGCGAAACAGAGAUUUACUAGACGUGGUUCAAAAUGAAAAUGUCCUCCAACCAAUUUUUGGACGAUUUGAUUCGUCUGUGGAUUCAGCUAUACCCUUGGGACCCGGAACCGACGUGACAGACCCAGUACCCGUAACUGUCGCUGGACUGGAAAAACUCAUCCAAGACCAUGCCCGGAGAAAUCAGAACUAUUUUGAUUAUCAUUCAUCCUCGACAACAACAACCAUCAUAUCCUUGCCUCCCUUGACCGAGUUAAAUCUGAGCACUCAUAAUUCGCAAUCUACGCACGAUUGCUUACGACCUGUUGAAGCUGUGGCUUGCUGUGACGAGGAAAUUGGAACCAAGUCACAAUCAGCCAUGGAGUUGCUGCUGGCGAUGGGGGGCAGGAGAUCGAAGUCAAUCGAGAAGGUGAUGAGGUGGAGAAUGGGUUGUAUUUGAAUGGAAUAGGUGCAAGUUUUGUUCAUGUAUAGUAGUGCUAUUCGGCCUAGGGUCCGAGUUAGCCCGGUGAGAUUG